Molecule: messenger RNA, 830 nt
Organism: Phaethon lepturus (White-tailed tropicbird)
Lineage: Eukaryota; Metazoa; Chordata; Aves; Phaethontiformes; Phaethontidae
Product: pancreatic alpha-amylase-like
Exons: 5
Biological process (GO): carbohydrate metabolic process
Molecular function (GO): cation binding; alpha-amylase activity
Source: RefSeq, a predicted model, not a curated record
AGGAACAUAAAUAGGCAGUAAGAAGAGCACAACUGAUCGCAGACCACAGGAUGGGUAUCUGUUUUCUUCUGCUAAUUGUAGGAUUUUGCUGGGCACAGUACAACCCUAAUACUCUCACUCGGAGGACGUCUAUUGUACAUCUCUUUGAAUGGCGCUGGGCUGAUAUUGCUCUUGAGUGUGAACGCUAUUUAGCUCCUAAUGGAUUUGGAGGAGUUCAGAUUUCACCUCCAAAUGAAAAUGUUAUCAUUACUGACCCCUGGCAACCAUGGUGGGAAAGAUACCAGCCCAUCAGCUACAAGCUGUGCACACGAUCUGGGAACGAAACUGAAUUUAGAGAUAUGGUGACCAGGUGCAACAAUGUUGGAGUACAUAUUUAUGUGGAUGCAGUAAUCAACCAUAUGUGCGGAGCUAAUGCUGGUGCUGGCGACCAUGCUACUUGUGGAAGCUAUUUCAAUGCAAAGACCGAAGAUUUUCCAGCUGUGCCAUAUUCUGGCUGGGACUUUAAUGAUGGUAAAUGUAAAUCUAGAAGUGGAGACAUUGAGAAUUACCAUGAUAUAUCUCAGGUCCGAGACUGCCGCUUGGUUAGCCUUCUUGAUCUGGCCCUGGAGAAAGACUAUGUACGCUCAAAAGUUGCUGAAUACAUGAACUACCUCAUUGAUAUUGGUGUAGCAGGCUUCCGAAUUGAUGCUGCCAAGCAUAUGUGGCCUGGGGAUGUGAAGGCGAUUUUAGACAAGCUGAAAAAUCUAAAUACUAAAUGGUUUUCUGCAGGAAUGAAACCUUUCAUUUACCAGGAGGUAAUUGACUUGGGCGGAGAGCCGAUCAAAGGCAGU